AUGCCCCGCACCGACGAAGCAACCACCUUCUACCACUCCGUCUACAGCGCCAUCCAAGAAAUUCCGUUUGGAAAAGUAACGACAUAUGGACAUAUUGCGUGGUUGAUUGGGACGCCCAACCGCCCCCGCCAAGUAGGAAUUUGUCUUAAGCAUCUUCCCAGCGCCCCCUCCUCCACCACACCCCCCUCUACCUCUCCCUCUACAUCCACUUCUCACCUCUUCCACAACGGAAAUGUACCCUGGCAACGAGUGAUUAAUGCAAAAGGGGAGAUAAGUCCACGAUCCCACCCCUCGGGCGCACAAACCCAAGCCGCCAUUUUACGUAGCGAAGGUAUCGAAGUAACGGUUGGUUCUCUAAACACCCACCACAUCUCCCUCCCCACCUACGGCUGGUUUCCGCGUCAACUACCGAGCGAAGAAGCGGCGGGUCUCGAUCCCCCUAUUAAUUCUGAUUCUGAUUCCGAGUCGGGAGUUUGA
Molecule: messenger RNA, 477 nt
Organism: Botrytis sinoallii
Lineage: Eukaryota; Fungi; Ascomycota; Leotiomycetes; Helotiales; Sclerotiniaceae
Exons: 4
Coding region: 1-477 (158 amino acids)
Biological process (GO): DNA repair
Molecular function (GO): catalytic activity
Source: RefSeq, a predicted model, not a curated record